Sipha flava (yellow sugarcane aphid) is the source of this 1522-nucleotide messenger RNA. RefSeq lists its product as uncharacterized. The coding region runs from base 423 to 1205 and encodes 260 amino acids. The transcript has 5 exons. The record is from RefSeq and is a predicted model, not a curated record. NCBI's taxonomy places the organism in Eukaryota, Metazoa, Arthropoda, Insecta, Hemiptera, Aphididae.
CUAAUAAUUGAUAAGAACGCUAUUGUCUAUGUCGAAUAAUAUCACAUCUCGUUUCAUCCCGCGAACUAGUUUGUCGGGAAAUCGGUUGUCGUCAACGAUGUGUUGACUGACCGCUGUUCGUCGUUCGGUAAGAUCGAAAUCGAUGAAACAACACUGUUUGUGACGAUGACGGCGGGAUCCGACUACCAGUGAAGCAGUAUUAUUUAUUUAACCGUUGGACAAUCAGUUCCGUUGGUUUUUUUCCUGUAACGACUGUGCGUACUGAAGCACAUCAUCUCAUUGGGAUACUAUGUAUCGUCCGUAAUAAUCACGUAAACACUAGCUUACUGCUUGGGACCUAGAAACCAUUUCAUCGAUGUUGUGCUCCAGUCUUGAACUGGAUUUGUAUUAAUUAACCAACUUGGUAGUUUGCAGCAGCAGCCAUGACCACUUGGCUGGAAAUACUAAUUGUAUCUUUUUUUAUCUUACUACCAUUCCUCUACGACACAUGCCGAGGGUUUCGUUACCAUUUCCGUCUGGCUAUAUUUUCCGUCCUAGCCUCUUUAACAUCUCUAUUGGCCAUAUUUCAAUUCAAACAGCGUACCAGGUUAAUUGCCUAUUUUGGUCAGCAAAUUUCAGAUUUACUGUCUUUAGAAUGGCAUUUACAUGGAAAACAAAAUUUACUAUCAAAACGUACCAGAGUGGCUAUUAUGAACUACCAAAGUAACAUUAAUACAUUAGGAAUCAUGCAUUUAUUAUAUUGCUGUCAAGAGAAGGACCUGAAUAUCAUCUCAAACACAAAUUAUAAUAACUUAUGGCCAUUUUCAUUUUUUCCGUGGCUACUAUCAUUGAUGCUGUGUCCCAUUCAAUUUCUUAACACCAGUUUGGGAUUUUUGUAUUUUUCUCCAGCUAUUAUGGAUUCAGGGCCCGAAAUUAUACUGGCGCCAACAACAAUGACAAAUAAAGAAAUAAUUAAAAUGGCCUUAAAAAAAAAAUUACCCAUCCAACCAAUUGUAUUUUCUAACUGCUACUUCAUAAAUAGAGAAAAACAUUUGUUUGAGCCAGGCCGUGUUAUAAUAUCUGUGAUGCCAAUAAUAGAAACUGAUGGUUUAAUAGCUAAUGAUAUUUCUAACUUAAGUGAUGAAAUUUCAACCAAAAUACGUGUGGAAUAUGACAGUAUAAGUAAAAUCACAAAAUUGAGUGAUUAUCAGACUCCAUGCCUAUAAAAUUUAACAAAUUUAAAUAUUAAUAUUACUCUUCCAUGCACAUUUUUACUUAACAAAUAAUACCAAAGUUCCAUUAAUUGUAUAUGACUUAGCUUUUUAUAGAAAAUGUAUACUACUUUUACAUGUUGAUGAUUCCUGAUAUUUUUUUUUUGUAUGAUUUUUUGUUUUUACUUAUAUUAUUAGUGACAUUUUUUAUUUUAUUCUAUUUAAUUAUAGAAAUGUGUUUUUAAUGGCUGUGGAUUUAUGUGUUUUUUGAUAGUCAAAUUAUUAAUUUUAAAAACUGUUGUGAUCGUUACAGUAGAAACCCAAAAAGUAUU